AUCCAAAGCAAACUAGCUCCAACUUGACUUCCGGAUCAGGAGUCAAGGAAGUACCAUUAAUAACUAUUCAGGACCAAAAUGGAAGUGGCUCUGGUUCGACCACAACUGGAUUAGGAAGUACUGAGGAGAUAACAUAUGAAUGCCCUGAAGAUUCAUGUAAAAAAAGAGUAAAAAGGAAAGGGGAGCGAUGUGUUGAUCAUAAAUAUUGUGAACAUGUAGGAUGUAAGGAAGAAGUACUAUUUGCAUUUAGGUACUGUAAGAGGUGUCAAUCAUGUUGCCGAGCAGAUGGAUGUUUCAGUGCAAGGGAAUGGAAAAAGGCUUAUUGUAAGAACCAUCUAACCACAAAACUAGCACUCUGCUCUAUAAAAAAUUGUAAGAGAGAAACAGGGGACCAAGCAUGGGAAUUUUGUAAUGGCUGUUUGAAAGGGAUGAUUGAGAUAGGAGAUAUGACAGGGUGCGACGUGUGCCCAACUCCAAAUCCAUCCUGUGCAGAUUGUCGUAAUGUAAAAUACCUACAAGAAUAUAAUGAGAUAAGGAAAGAGGCUUUAAAACCCAAAAGUGUAACCUUUGACACUCGGAGUUCUAGCUCAACCAUAGCGGGAUCAAGCACAACAGGUGGACCAAGACCCAUCCUGAGAAACAACACAACUAAUAUAAUUAAUAGCGUAAGCCCAACAGCAGGAAUUAACUCUAGCUUCUUUGGUAAUGCCAGUUCAAACUCAAGUGGAAUUAGUAGCUUAUUUGGUACAAACCCAAACUCAACUCGAAUUUUACCAAUAAGAACUGGAGGAGGAUUCGGAGGGGGCUGGAAUAACCCACCACCAGUCAAUAAUAACCCACCACCAGUCAAUAAUAACCCACCACCAGUAAAUAACAACCCACCACCAGUCAAUAAUAAUCCACCACCAGUCAAUAAUAAUCCACCACCAGUCAAUAAUAAUCCACCACCA
Molecule: messenger RNA, 950 nt
Organism: Entrophospora candida
Lineage: Eukaryota; Fungi; Glomeromycota; Glomeromycetes; Entrophosporales; Entrophosporaceae
Source: the annotation of a GenBank genome assembly